This is a messenger RNA of Hirsutella rhossiliensis, 558 nucleotides long. Its product is annotated as l-asparaginase II domain-containing protein. The transcript has a single exon. Bases 1 to 558 code for a protein of 185 amino acids. The record is from RefSeq and is a predicted model, not a curated record. NCBI's taxonomy places the organism in Eukaryota, Fungi, Ascomycota, Sordariomycetes, Hypocreales, Ophiocordycipitaceae.
AUGACGAAUACAACGAGCCAUGACUUUGUCGUGUCGGAGCGCAACGGCAUCGCCGAGAACCGCCACGAGAUCCACGCCGCCGUCGUCGACUCGACCGGCCGCCUCCUCUUAUCCCUCGGGAACCCCUCGCGCCUCACCCUCAUCCGCUCCGCCGCCAAGCCGCUGCAGGCCCUGGCCGUGGCCGAGUCGGGCGCGCUGGAGCGCUACGGCUUCGACGAGGCCGACCUGGCGCUCGUGUGCGCGUCCCACAGCAGCGAGGACCGCCACGUUGCCCGCGCCAGGGCCAUGCUCGGCAAGGCGCGCAACGCCGAGGAGAGCCUGAGGUGCGGCGGGCACCCGUCCAUCAUGCCGGGCAUCCAUCGCGACUGGAUCAGGAGGGACGUGGUGCCGACGGCCGUGUGGAGCAACUGCUCGGGCAAGCAUGCCGGCGUGCUGGCGGCGGCAAAGGCCAUUGGCGCCGACGUGGCCGACUAUCACCUCCUCGGGCAUCCGGUGCAGGCUCGCAUCGCGGACGUUGUGGGCGACCUCUCGGGCCUGCAGUCGCAGGAAAUCCAAUGA